AUGAGUAUUUCAUCAGAGCACAAGCCCCUUGGGAAGCAGGUCACCGGCAGCCUGCAUAUGGUGAGUAAGUUGUCACCAAUUGUAGAGUUAAAUGUUGGCGGGGAAAUGUACACAACAACGCUGAGCACCUUGAAGAAACACCCUGGCUCCAAGCUGGCAGAGAUGUUUACUGGCCAGCCCAAACUCAGGACUGACUCUGAAGGGAGGUUCUUCAUCGACAGGCCAGGCACCUACUUCAAAUACAUCUUGGAGUACCUGCGCAGUAACCAAGUGCCCACCCAGUGCGUCCAGGACGUCUACAAGGAGGCGUUGUUCUAUGACAUAGAGCCUUUGAUCAAGCAGCUUGAGGACUCCCCACAGAUCUUUGGGGAGCUUGUGGCGAGGAGGCAGUUUCUGGCCCGUGUGCCCAACUACAGUGAGAACAUUGAGCUGAUGAUCCGCAUUGCAAGGGCAGAAGCAGUUGCGUCCCGACAGUCCAGUGUCAUCGUAUGCGUGGUCAGAACUGAGGAGGACGUGGCCAGGUGUCAGGAUGCCUUGAACAGUUUGGACAUGGAUAAAAAAUCCGUGGUGAAGUUUGGCCCCUGGAAGGCUGUGCCAAGCAUUUCUGAUCUACUGGACUGCAUUCAAAUGGAUGUUGAAGCCAAAGGGUAUAAAAUAUCCUUUCAACCCCAUGUUGCUGAAAAAGGUUUUCGCUUCAAAUCACAUGACUUUUUCUACAAAUUCUUGUUCACCUGGUGGUAG
Cinclus cinclus is the source of this 741-nucleotide messenger RNA. RefSeq names its product potassium channel tetramerization domain containing 14 (gene KCTD14). Bases 1 to 741 code for a protein of 246 amino acids. The record is from RefSeq and is a predicted model, not a curated record. The transcript has 2 exons. Gene Ontology annotation, biological process: protein homooligomerization. Gene Ontology annotation, molecular function: protein binding. Lineage: Eukaryota; Metazoa; Chordata; Aves; Passeriformes; Cinclidae.